Molecule: messenger RNA, 11068 nt
Organism: Dromaius novaehollandiae (emu)
Lineage: Eukaryota; Metazoa; Chordata; Aves; Casuariiformes; Dromaiidae
Gene: CSRNP3
Product: cysteine and serine rich nuclear protein 3
Exons: 6
Coding region: 196-2109 (637 amino acids)
Biological process (GO): regulation of transcription by RNA polymerase II
Cellular component (GO): nucleus
Molecular function (GO): DNA-binding transcription factor activity, RNA polymerase II-specific; sequence-specific DNA binding
Source: RefSeq, a predicted model, not a curated record
UUUGCUAGCAUGUAGAUGGGGGCGGGGAGUGGGAAAUAAGAGAGAGAGCAUGUUCCGGAGGAUGCCAGGAUGACUUCAGUUAUUGGAUGACUGCUGCUGAUGGAUGGAGAAAGGAGGAGUAAACCUUUCAGUCUGCACUGACGGAGCUGAAACACAGAAAGCCCGUUUACAGGUACAUGUGACAGCAUUGCAGCUAUGAGUGGAAUUUUAAAGAGGAAGUUUGAAGAAGUUGAUGGCUCUUCAUCCUGUUCCUGUGUGUGGGAAUCAGAUGAUGACAUUUCUAGCAGUGAAAGUGCUGACAGUGGAAAUAAUGUUCAUCCAACAGCCAGUAAUCAUUUUAUCCGUACAUGUGACAGCAUUGCAGCUAUGAGCGGAAUUCUAAAGAGGAAGUUUGAAGAAGUUGAUGGCUCCUCACCUUGUUCCUCUGUGCGGGAAUCAGAUGAUGAAGUAUCAAGCAGUGAAAGUGCUGACAGUGGUGAUAGUGUCAAUCCAUCCACCUCUAAUCAUUUUACCCCUUCUUCAAUCCUGAAGAGAGAGAAGCGGAAGAGAACAAAAAAUGUCCAUUUUAACUGUGUUACUGUGUACUACUUCACAAGAAGGCAAGGCUUCACCAGUGUUCCCAGCCAAGGGGGAAGCACGUUGGGAAUGUCCACUCGCCACAACAGUGUGCGCCAAUACACGCUUGGAGAGUUUGCAAUGGAACAGGAGAGGCUUCACCGAGAAAUGUUAAGAGAGCAUCUAAGGGAGGAAAAACUUAAUUCUCUAAAAUUAAAGAUGACAAAGAAUGGUACAGUGGAAUCUGAAGAAGCUAAUACCCUGACACUGGAUGACAUUUCUGAUGAUGAUAUUGAUCUAGACAACACUGAAGUAGAUGAGUACUUCUUUCUACAACCCCUGCCAACAAAAAAACGAAGGGCACUGCUACGAGCUUCUGGAGUGAAGAAGAUUGAUGUGGAAGAGAAACACGAGUUGCGAGCCAUCCGCUUGUCCAGAGAGGAUUGUGGCUGUGACUGCCGUGUAUUCUGUGAUCCAGAAACUUGUACUUGCAGUCUUGCAGGCAUAAAAUGUCAGGUGGAUCGUAUGUCUUUUCCAUGUGGUUGCACUAAAGAAGGGUGUAGCAAUACAGCAGGUAGAAUUGAAUUUAAUCCUAUCCGUGUACGGACUCACUUUUUGCACACAAUAAUGAAACUUGAAUUGGAGAAAAAUAGAGAGCAGCAAGUUCCUGCACUAAAUGGCUGCCACAGUGAGAUAAGUGCACACACUAGUUCUAUGAGUCCAGGACCCCAUCCAGCUGAAUAUUCAAUCACAGAGAAUUUUGAGAUUGAACCUGAACCGCAGGCUGCAGUUAUGCAUUCUCAGUCAGCCGAGGACUUGGACUGCCCAGGGGAAGAUGAGGAAGAGGAAGAUGGGAGUAGCUUUUGUAGUGGAGUUACAGAUUCUAGCACACAAAGUUUAGCCCCUAGUGAAUCAGAAGAUGAUGAAGAGGAGGAGGAAGAGGAAGAGGAGGAAGAAGAAAAAGCAGAUGAUUUUGUGGAAAGCAUGGGCUCCCAUGCUGACAUGGUGCCUCUUCCUACUGUCCUUUGCUACUCUGAUGGCACUGCUGUGCAUGAAAACCACUCUAAAAAUGCCUCAUACUAUACUAACUCUUCAAAUCUGUAUUACCAAAUAGAGAACCAUGUUGCUGGCACUACUAACCAGAUUGGUGAGACUUACUCAGAAAGAGAUGCUGUCAAGAAUGGUAGUCUUUCUCUGGUGCCUUACAACAUGACUUCAGAACAGUUUGUUGACUACACGCGGCAAUCAGAGGAAACUUUUAGCAGCCCUCAUUACCCUUCUGCAAAUCCCUCAGUGAUUGUUUGCUGCUCAUCGUCUGAAGGUGAUAACAGCGCUCCAUGUAACAGUUUAUACACUGAACAUAGGCCAGGCCAUCCUCAAGUGGAAUUUCACUCAUACUUGAAAGGUCCCUCUCAAGAUGGAUUUGUUUCAGCUUUGAAUGGUGACAGUCAUUUACAAGACCACCCUGCUGAGAAUUCGCUAAACCUCCCAGAAAAAAGCAGACUGCAUGAAGAGUGCAUCAAAUCACCAGUGGUAGAAACAGUACCUGUUUAAUAUUAAAAUUAUUCUAGGACUGAAUUCCUUUAUUAAAUGCACUCAGAUUAGAUUUCCUAGAAUCUUACUUUUUUUAAGAGGUAGACAACACUUGGACUAUGGUCAACGUUCCAGACACUUUUUUUUUUUUUUUUGAGAUACAUUGGCAGUGGCAUUGCACACAGACAGUUCGUGUAAAGAUUAAAGAAACAAACUGUCUUUUGAUUUUAAAAAAAGCAUAAGUAAAAAAAAUAUAUAUAUUCAAAGUAGCCUACCUAUCAAAGUAUGUGAAACCUGCCAAGCUAUGUGAAUCAAAGCUUCAUGUUUUUGAUUGUCGGGCCUGUGCAAGAUUGUUAAAAAUGGUACUUUGAAAUAAUCAUGUUUAGAGUCCUAAUUUUCAACAUAUCUGGAAAGAUGGUGAGUUUUAAUGUAAAAGUAAUUACUGUACAAAAAAUUUUAAUUGUUCUGUACUGUAUGUAUUUAAUUUAUGGUAGUUUAGUACUCAUGUUUUGAUAAAAAUGAACAGCAUGUUCAUUUGAACAGAAGAUCCAUAGCUAAUAACAAAGAGCAUGUCCACUUUUCAUCUGGAGUACCAUGUACUUUUUUUUUUUUUUUUUAAAACACUAUUCCUUGUAAGUUAUCUAGUUAUCUUGAAAUGCAUUUUUAGAGUGUACUCUUUUCUCUUUUUACUGUUCUGGACAAACUGAAGAGUCAGAAAGGGGGCAUUUACAUUUUCUAGAAAGGUGAAAGGUAGACAAUCCGCCAUUAAAAUUAGAAUCAGUGGCAUUCUCAGAACUAACCUCUCCCUCCCCAAAGAAAAAUGAUCUUGUAUAUAAUGGCAAAGCAGUAGUUUAAGCUUACACAGCACCUUUUAGCCCUACAAAACAUUCAGAUAUUUAUGCACUUUAGUGCCAUUUUGCAGUACUUUAUUAACUAUGGGAACUGUGAACUAUUUUGGAGAAAUGCCAUAGCUCCAGACUCUGAGGUAUACGUAACAUAAUAGCAUCCUAAUCAUUGUAACAAAACCGGUAAGUUUUCCCAAGCCAGUUUAUGACUAUUUCAGCAAGCAAUUUAUAAAGACUAAGUCUUGCUGAUCACAGUUUAAAUGAAGCAUGGAAAACAAUGUGAAAAUGUCUAGGUUUUCCUAAAUAUUUAGCAGUUUUUAUAAAAUAUGAGACUGCCUUUUUUUGGACGUCUGAUCAUAUCGCAGAUUUAGAGACCUAAUUAGGUGCAGGAACCUGCAUAUUCAGUGAGAAACAUAGCUUCAGAAAUUUUGUAUCUGUGACAGUUUGCAAGCAAAAUACAAAAGUGCAUCAUGUGGAUAUCAAUUACCUCGUACUCCGUUUUUUUUUAAAUGAAAAGGGAAUUAAAAGAUCUAUGUCUCAACCUUUAAUUUAUUAACUAAAGUUGCUUUCUUCUAGAGAAGGAGAUGCAGGAGCCUGUUUUUCUAUACACUGAUAAUUCUGCCCUGCCUUAUUUUAAUUUCAAAAUUAUUUUGAUAUUUUUUGUUUUUCUAAUACUGAAAUAUUAUUUAUUAUUUAUCCAGUAGUUUGAAAUGUAGACAUGUCUUAUUUGUUGAAUUAAGGAUCAGGAUCUUAACUUUUAUCUAAUCAAAUCUAGAUGGUUAGCAGUAUGCAUGUAAACACAGUGUAAAUUUUAGCUCAUAACAGUGACUCUUCUGGUUAGAAGCUUUUUAUGACAUCAUGUACAAUACUCCAGUAGAAAAGAUUGCCAGACUUAAAAUGCUUUUUAAAAAAUAAGCUUAAUUGUUUUUUUAUGAAAACUGUGCACAAUGAUUUCCAAUUUUUAUUUUUACAUAAAUUGGCAAAAUAUUUUUACUCCAUGUAGUAGCCAGGAAGGGGUUUUUUUUUUUUUAUUUAUUUGUUUCCACACCAAGUCCUACGUGUUUUAUCUUAAAAGAAUUGCAUUAAAAAGUCCUAGCUCUCUAGGGACUGGAUCCACCUUUGCGAAGUAUUCCAUCUCCUGGGUAAGUGCAGUCAUGUUGAUUCUCUGUUCAGCAGUUCCUUGAGCUCUGUUCCUCUUAUUCACAGAACACUCCAGUCUCGUUCUCUAACAGUUGAGUAGCCAGGUAAAUGCAUGUACUCUCCACUCUAUAUAGUAUAUACCCACCUUCAUUUUUAAAGAGAAACAUGUUAGGAACAGUUCAUAAAAAGUUCUGCAUGUAAGAAUGAGAAUAGUAUAAUGCUAUUCAAGAUAUUUUACAGGCAGAUAUAACAAGUCUCUGUAUAUAGGCAUCUUGCAUUAACAGCAGGCUUAAAUCUGGCAAUCUCACUCAACACCAGCACCGAAAGCACAAAUCCCUACUACUUGAGCUGGAAGAGUAGCUGUGAAUCAGUAGCAGCUUUUUAACCUCAGUGUGUGUUGGCCACGGGAGGAUACGAUCAGGCACACUUUACCAGGGUAUUACUCUCAGGGGAAAGUUAAAUGAAAUAGUUUUGUUUCAUUAUUCACCCCGUUACUGAGCAAUAAGAAUUUUUCUUGGUCCCUAUGCUUUCACAUGAGAAAUAUCUUUAAUAAUGUUAGCAAGCACAGUACAUAAUUAACUUUAUAAAAUACAUCUCAGCUAGCUUUAAAAUACUGAGAUGGUGGUUAUUUAAUAUUUCCAUCGCCACAGGCUUCAGACCCAGGAUUCCUUAACAUUAGCAUCUAUAUAAACUGAGUACCCAGAUGUAUAUCUUCUAUGCCACUGUAGCAUCAGAGGUGAAUACAGCUGAAUUCUCCAAAGCAUGCGGCAUAAGCUGACAAGUAGCUGAUACAGUGAGGGGUAAAGAAGGCAGUGGCUAUAUAAAGAGCUUUUGCUAUGCUAUUUUCCCUUGCUUAAAGGAGCUAGUUCCUGGGAACUGAAAAAUAACAUAUGCCUAGUAAAGAUUAAUACUGAGAACAUAAUUACUGGGCCGUGGUGUAGACAGUGUAGAUGAUAGUAAUACCCUUGUUUUGUCCUUCAUGUGGUCUGGUAUUUUGUGAUCCAGAUUUGAUUUCAGGAUACAAACUAAACAAAUCUUGUUUAAUUCUGGGAACAACUUAAAAAGUGAAGUCUGUGUUUAUAAUUGACAGAGAUUUCCUGGUAACUAUACUAAUAAUAUUAACAUGCCUUCUAAGAGAUAUAAAGCUUGUACUGAGGAAAAAAGAAAAAAAAAAGCCUUAAAAAAAAAGGCUUACUACAGCAUGGGACAGAGAAUUUUUUAGCUUCAUUUUUUGGGCUUAUAUAUAAUAAUAUAUGAUGUGUCCAAUUUUCCAGGUAAUUAUCAUUAAUGUUGAUAACCACUCCUUUCAUUAUGGGUAGGCUUAUUUCUGUGCACUGAGUUAUGUUAUUAAAUGAUAAACAUAGAGCAGUGUGUGCUUCUGAAUAGAUCUGGCGCAUCAUUUGUUGAAAUGUUUACUGAUAGCCUGUAUCAGCUUUAUUUCCCAAGGUGUUUAGCUACUAAUAAUUAUUUGUAAGAAGGCAGAUAAUAAACUAGCAGAUAAUUUAUGAUUACAUUUAGGCAGUUCAGAAAAAUUAGUAAUAAGAAAAGCAGUUCCCUCUGUAAGAAUAAAAUAAAUUUCCACACUAAAGAUCACUGAAACAGCACAUAAAAUGGACUGCCUUUUUUCCCAUAAUGUGAACUUUGACUCUCUUAAGAAAUGCAUUGUUAAAGUUUAUAUAUAAAGCUUUAACUGAUGUUUGUUAGAGGUGAAACUGGAACUUUGCUGGCAAAAAGCAAUUAUAGUGAUUGCAAUUGUUUCCUUAGAGCUAUAAUUCAUGCCCACUAGUACAUCCUUUGAAAAUUAAAUGCCGGUCAGUAAAAGUUUCUAGUAUUUCUUUUCAUUUUUUUAAGGAAAAUUUCUGAUCAGCUCUAUUCCAUUCAGAUCAAAAAGUUUUACUAUUUUGCAUUUACACAAGUUGCUGAUCAUGAAUCAGAAUUUGAGUUGACAUCUAUCAUUUCCUUAAAGGCCAUUUGAUUAUUCUUAGUAACCAUCUUCACUUGUUAUAAAUAUGGUUCAGCCCUCUCACUCAUCUGUUAAAUUGUUCUGAGUCAACUAAAAAUAUUAGCCUGCCUUUUGUGCAAGGUCUGUAGAAGCUGCAUGUAGUGUUCAUGGUGGUGUUACUCACAGGAUUACUAACAGCUAUAGAUACAGUUUCUUAUCUUACCUGGGUGUCAUAUUUCAGUAAAUGCCCUAACAAACCAAUCCUGUAGCACCUCUCCCAUCAGUUGAGAGUGUAUCUUCAGUAAGCCCAAUUAGUUGGAUAAAGAUUGUAUACAUACAUUUGUACACAAAACAGAAAAAUGUGUUGUAUUUGAGUAUUUCAGAUGUUUAUGACAUCUUGCUAAAAAUCUGAUCUACUUAAUAGAGAACUGGGCUAGGAAAGAAGAGACCUGGACUCUGUUUUUGGCUUUGCCUUCAUCCAGCUCUGUCACCGCCCCCCCUGCCCCAUGUCACCCCCAUUCUCUGUGCUGUGGUAGUAAGGUACUUGGAUAUGUAGUGAUUAAAAAAAAAAAAAUCUAUAGAUCAGCCAAAAUAUCAUUUGCAUCUUUUUUUGGCAUCAUUACUAAAUUUCUGUAAUACUGAGACACUUUCCCAGUCCAGCCCAAUCCUGCUCAGAAGUGAACAGAAAUUUUACCACAGAGAAGAAAUAUAGCAAAAGCAAGCUCUUCUUUCCAUGGAUCAAGUUAACGAGCAAAAAUUUAAUAAUAAAGUUCACCAUAAAAAUGGGAAAAUUAGAAUAAAAGCUAUGUUGAAUACCUAACAUUUACCUAUAGACUGCUUAACAUUUGAGCAGCAAGACUAGUUUGCCUACAACACCACACAGGGCAGCAAAAGCAGUCUUACUCCCCUGCAUGUCUUCCUCCUUUGCCAGGUUAAUUCCCUGAGUCAAAACUCCAUGCCUAGGCUGCCUCCGAGGCAAGGCAGGUGGCCUUACUCGGAGCUAAAGCAAAAGAGACAUUGGACCCACAAUAUUGUUUAAAGGGCAUUUGCUAAAUAAGAAGCUCGUGUCUGUGCUGUGGUCUAUACUGUAAAGCAGUGUCAUGAGCUGGGCUUAGUUAUUGUGCCAGUUGUUAAAUUUCCUGAAGGAGUCAGGAACAGACAUCAUAGAGGAUGAGAUGAGAAAUCCUUAAAUGUUUAGGGAUGUUAUGCUUUCCUCCUGGGGCUAAAGGGUACCCUCUACUUUAUUAUGGUUACAGAACAUUUGAUGUAAAAUACAUAGAAAAAAAUAGAAUUAACUCAGAGAAUAUAUUCUAUAGAAUUUAUUUCUAAAAUAUUAAAUCUGAUUACUAUUUUUUUAAAAUAGUAGAAAACUACAGUUAUUUUCAGAAAAUAGAUACAUGGAGUCUGGUUUGUUAACAUGUUCCUUAGUGAGUAAGAGAAAUCUCAACAUUUGCCUUUUUGAAUGUUUCCAAAAAUUUCUUUUAAAAAACAAUGUACCUUGUUUAAUUUUGCUGUUCUCAGUAAUCACUGUCUAUGUGCUAAUUAACAAUUGUCUUUUCUCCAAGAGGUGUGCAAUCGAAAGCAAGAACAUUGUGAAGUGAUGAAAAAGUGUGAUUUAGUUGUAAAGACAUCUGAGUGAGCACCUGCUUGAGUUGUUCAUAAGUGCUUCCUGUGCAUUGUCUCUUCCCCCUCCCAAAUCAGAGGCAGUUUUUAACUUGUUUGCUAAUAAAUGUGCCACAAGGUUGUUGCUAUCACUUAAGGAGAAGGAAAGCUAUAAACACCCUUGAGACCUUUCUGCCAGCCUACUAGCUGAUACCACGUUUUGACUUAUUAUAAGCACAUCCAACUUAGGAGACAUCUCAGUGUUUUGUAGCCUUUUGUUUUCCUUCCUCUUUUCACAUCUUUGUCUCUGAGACAGGUUUGUUUUACAGUAAGGCUUUUCAUUAAAAAAAAGGUUUGAAAUGUAUAUGAGGGCAACUCUAGUGUCCUCUGUGCUAUCGUUUACUUUGCUAGAAGAGUUAAUUUUAUGUUUCACUUAACAUUAGCACGCAGAUGGACUGGGACUUCGGGGAAAGCGUACCCUGUAGGCUCUGACUAGAGAGUCUUUGGGGCUGAUCCCAACAAGGUCUGUAGGUGCCCCUACUCCAUGCAUGCAAACAAGCACGAAGGAAACCUACCCCCACCGGCUGCAGAUGUACAGUAUGAGAUACUCACUGUCUCCUAAUGUGCGUAGAUCUAGGGGAAGAGUGUCAGUCUUGAUGUAGCACAGCCCAGUACUGGAUGAAAAAUCCCAAAUAAGGGAAGGCAGAAAAACAUCACCUAGGGAAACAAAAAAUUUCCAUUAAAACUACCAGUGAGACAUUAGCAAUAAAUAAAUAAAUGUAAACACCCUUUUGUAAAAUGGAAGUGAAUUGGAUCUGAAAAAAGGAAAAUUAAAAUGUGUGUGGCUUUACUACUGCAUAGGCUUCAUGGUUAGGAAGAUACCCAGCAUGUAGAAGGUCCCACCAACUGGAGAACCGUAUUCAUGAUGCUCCAUAAUGUUACCACUCAAUUGGGAAGACGAGUCUUUCAUCCAGGCUAGGAAACAAAAAAUCAGAGGGCAAACUUCCAUUUGUUUGCUCAGUUAUUUUCAUUUGGAUCUUAGCAAUGACUCUUUAGCAAGUUUUUUGUUUUUGUUUUUAGCUUUUUUAUAAACCUCAAAUGGAACAAAGUCAAAAGAAGUUUGUCUCAUGUGUGUGUACUUCUCUAACUGUACACUUUUUCAACAACCUGUGAAGACUGGAUUAGCUUUUCUGUAUGGGCGGGAAGAACAAUGGAAGAUAAAUAUCAAUACCACUAUUAUAACCCAAGGAUCAAGACAGUCCUUUGUCUUGGCAUGGGUGGAUACACCCUGGGCAGGGGGGGAGGGGACAACAGAAAGGGCAAUAUAGAGGAAAGGAAGGAAGAAGGCAAGAGGUAGAUUGAUGAGAAGGAAAUUUUUUUUUUCUAGAGGACAAAAGAAAAUAUAACAGAAAAAAAGGAAAUAAAGACAUGCCCAGACAAAAGAUAGACAUGUGUAUGUUCUCUACAAGUUAGGUCAUGUUAGAACAUGAUACGAGUUAUGCCAAUUCAUAUAUUUUAAAACAAAACCAUGAACUCAGUGCAAACAGGAAAUGUCUUUUUUUUUUUUUUUUUUAACAUAACAGUUGGAUGCAGAUAAACAUUAAAUAAAACAUGAUUAUCCAAUAGUACGGGGUAAAAAAAAAAACCAACACAAUGAAACUCUAGAAACAGCAUUACUGUCUUUUCUUUGCCUAUGUCAACUGCAGAGGCAUGUUAAAAUACCGUUUUCGUUAACUCAGCUCCCAGGCAUACGUUCUAACACAACCAAUUUCUCAGAUAACAAGUGACAUUAAAGGCAAAGAAGAAAUAGCUGUCUUUCUUACUAGCAAUUCAGCUUGGGCUUUUCAAAUGAGAUUUAGUACCUUAUUGGCAGCUAAUUCCUCUAGGUUUCACCACCUUAAACUUUUUUUAGGUAUGCAAUUUUGUUUGGGAUUAUGGGUGCAGGUCAACCUUGCUGGGGUACUGGGGCAUUGCUGUAAAAACAGCCACCUAUCUGUGAGUUUCUGGUAUGCAGAUUGAGCACAGAUGUUCAUCUUCUUCAAAAGAUCAUGUCAUUGUGUGCAGCAGCUGGUUCUCUUAAAACAAGACUAGAAAAAAAAGCAUCCUGUUUUUUUCAAACCAUCACACACCAAAUACCGCCACUUUAGUUCUCACAUAACAAUGCCCACAUAAACAUUGCUUAACCACUGGGCCCUUCUUUUAAUUGACUGAUUGUAGGCACUUCUAUGGAAAUAUGUCCGAAGUGUAGUUUGUGAAACGUUAAAAAAGUGUUUGAUGUAAAAUAAGCGCUAGACAUUUAACAGUGCAAAAAUAGUCAAAAUCUGUAAUUACAAAUCCAUUCCUAACAGCCUCAGCCUGUAAUAGUGUCUUAGUAAAGUUGAUCUUUAAGUUACAUUGCAUUCUGGUGUAAUAAUCUUUUGAAAAUAAAUUUGUUAAUACAGAUGUGCUGGUUAAUACCUGCUAACAUAAAACACGGCAUUUCGUUACUUUGAUUUGAUUCCAUCUACAGCCAAUAGAUAGCAAUUCUGGAAAAAAACCCCCAACAUUUAUUAUUACAGUAUUACAGUUCUAUGUUAAGUGUUUUCAUCGUUUUAACAAAUAUGGACUGUGUCAAAUUUACACUGUCUAUUCCAGCUCUGUCUUUCAAAAGAUUCAUCUGUCUGUAUAUCUAUAUAUAGAUAUAUAUUCCCAUAAGAAUAUAAAAUUGCUUUUGAAAUUUUUGUUGGCAAGUAGUAAAUAAUACACUGCAGCAUAGAUUCAAAAGCAUUUAAGUUGAUGGUCUUUCAGACAUGUAGUCCAUUCAAAUGGGACUAGUAAAAUUGUGGUAUAAUUGCAGCCAUAUGUUUAAAAUUUAUACAUUACUUCUAACUUCAGCAAUUUUUGAGAAAAAUAAUUAUGUAAAGGAAUUAAUAUUUUCCAUUCCGUAACGUUAACAUUACAGAUAAUCUUACAUGCUAAAAUUAUGGAGGUCUCAACAGAAAAGCAACAUUUUUAAUUGGACUGCUACUUUAAAACUGUUUGAAGAAGUGAAAGGAAAGAAAGUUCAUCUUAAAAUAUGUACAUGAAAAUAAUUCUACAGCUUCAUGAAUUACACAUUUCCUUUUUAAAAAAAAAAAAAAAAGUUGUAACAUCAAAGAUGCCAAAGGGUAAUAUAAGCUACAAUAAUAUUCAACAGAACGUAACCUAGACCUUAUGUUGUAAUAAUUUAUUCAAAUUAACUGUAUUCUUCUGUAUUUAUAUUUUCAGUAUUUAUUAUGAAUGAUAUGGAAUUUGAUGUAUUUAUUGUGGCUUAUUACUGCAAUGUAUAUAUUACAAAAAUGAGCAUUUUUAAGUCUUAACAUUAGGAUUUUUUGUUAAUUAGUGGCACUUGUAUCGGCUGUAUUUUUAUUAUAUAUUGUACAAUAUAUAUUGUCCAUUUGUUUGCAAUGAAGUAAAACAGGUUUCUACGUUA